UUGAUGGUCCCGUAUGGCCAUGCAAUGAUAUUGCAUGGUUAGGGUGGUUUGAUUGACAGAGUAUUGUUCCUCAUGCUGGGACUCUCUCUUUUGGUUAAGGUUACUUUCUCUCAACAACGCUUUCUUUUGGUUCCAAUUACAACCACUUGCAAACAAUCACACACCAAGGGGUCUCUGAAAGUGUUGGUCCAUUCUGAAUCAAAGUGAUGGCAGAGGAAAGUAGUCUUAACCAGUUAGAGUCUGAGAAAAUUGAGCCAGAAGAUGUUGAAGAGAAAGCAAAUCUUGAUGAGAUUUUAACCGUCAAAAAAGUUCCACCGAAGAUUGUUUCGCGUUAUCUUGGUGGUACAAAAAGUUCCUGCCAUGAUGUUUGCAAAUAUGGCAUCCCACAGGUCGUUGAAGCCAAACCAUGGAUACUAACACUGAGAAGGGUUACCACAAAGGAAUGGAAACCCAAAGUUUCAGAAGAGAAUGUGAAUACUUUGGCAUGGAGAAAAAAAUCAAGGCCUUCUCAAACACCAAAAAUUGAGAGAACCAAUAGUGCAGUUGACAUCAAGGAAGUAGUAACCUAUGAAGAAACAGUUACAUCAGAGAAAAACUCACCACCUUUUGAAGAAACAGAUGUUCCCUCGGAGCAUAACAACAUAAAGCAAGAACAGGAAUGUUCCAAAAGUGAAACGAAAGGGGAAGUGGUAAAAAACAAAAGUCCUGGUUCAAACAGCAGAAGCAAACAGACCAGGAAACCUUCAACUGGAGGCAAGAAAAGAUCAACAACCUCAACAAGUCUUGCAUUGUCUUCAAAACGCAGUGGGAAGAAACCUCGAAGCAUAAGUUCCAAUGGACCCAAGAACAUGACAAGAGAGUCUUCUAUGAAACUUCCUGAGAAUGUUGAAGCCAAACCUGAACUAGCCAGCGAUGACAACGUACCAGAAAAGAUCCUUCAUGUCGCUGAACCUGUCUCUGCAAAUUCAUCUGAGGACCCUACCGUGGCUUGUGAUGAUGAAACUAAGUUAUCUGAACCUUCACUUUCAUCACCAGGGGACAGAACCUUGAAUCACACCAAUAAGAAAAAUUGCAAGUCUCCUGCGUCGUCUGUAUCUUCACGGAAGGGCCUUAGAUCUGUGGCCGGGAACAAAGGGAAGGUAAUUACGCAGCUCAAAAGGCGCAGUCUUCCACUAUCACCAUCACCACCUUCUUCGUCAUCAUCAUCUAUUUUCACUUCCAAAUCUUUCCCUGUGAAACAAAAUAAUGCUGUAUCAAGGUUCAACAAAAGACGAUAUGAUCAUCAUCAAGGUGAAGAUGUGAAGAUGGGUUACAGAAUCAGGCCAAAAAUGAGCACAAAAGUUGGGUUCGCCAAUAAAAAUGGCGUUGCAUCCCGGAAAUUGAAUUUUAGGAGAGGUAGAGUGAUUGAACUUCAGCCUCAGAUGAACAACGUUCCAAGGAGACUCAAAUUCAGGCCAGCACGCAUUCUUGAUGAUGACAUGCGAAGAGAUAUAAAUGGUGCAAGAAAAAGUAUGAUUGAGGAUAAUAAAGUAGGUGGUGGUGAGGUAAAUGCUGCAAAUACAAAAGCAGAGAAACUUAGAGGAAAACUCAGAAACGUGGAAGGAAGCAAAAGGAGAAUUAUUGUUGGGAGGAAGGUUGGUGGGGAUAAGAGCAAGAUAGGGGGUUCAAAAUCAGGAUCUGAUGAGAACGUGGUUUUGAAGCAUCAAGAUGUGGAGGGGAAGAAACAAAAUCCACGUUUGUAUAAUAAUGUGAUUGAAGAGACCGCAAGUAUUCUUACUGAGCAGAGGAAGAGCAAAGUUAAGGCUCUAGUUGGUGCAUUUGAAACCGUGAUAUCUCUUGAUUCUCAUAAAGAUGCCACUGCAGCGGAAGUAAGCACAAGUUGAGUUACCUAAGGAUUCUUGUGUAUUCAACUUCAACAUACAUAUAACUGUUUAUUUGGUGCUUGGGUUUAUUUGGCUAAUGAUGUUAAUGGUGUUUUAAUGUUUCCUUUGGUGUUGCUGAUAAAAAAAAACUGUUUCCUUUGGUCUCAUUAAGAUUUGAGGAAUAACACUAUUUCUCUGGAGUGUGUUGAGUGGGAUGUUGUUCCUUAAUGAUAUAGCAUUUCUGCUCUGAA
Messenger RNA from Vigna unguiculata (cowpea), 2113 nucleotides. RefSeq lists its product as uncharacterized. The record is from RefSeq and is a predicted model, not a curated record. NCBI's taxonomy places the organism in Eukaryota, Viridiplantae, Streptophyta, Magnoliopsida, Fabales, Fabaceae. Gene Ontology annotation, molecular function: calmodulin binding.